Varanus komodoensis (Komodo dragon) is the source of this 2547-nucleotide messenger RNA. RefSeq names its product ring finger protein 39 (gene RNF39). NCBI's taxonomy places the organism in Eukaryota, Metazoa, Chordata, Lepidosauria, Squamata, Varanidae. The transcript is spliced from 4 exons. Bases 1 to 453 code for a protein of 150 amino acids. The record is from RefSeq and is a predicted model, not a curated record.
AUGGAGGGCAAAGGGCUGGUGGCCGAGCUGCAGAGAGCGGCCAUCUGCCCCGCCUGCAGGGGUCACUUCAAGGACCCGGUGAUCCUGGACUGCGACCACAGCUACUGCCGGGCCUGCAUCACCCGCCACUGGGAGGCGGCGGCGGCGGCGGCCGCGGGGAAGGGCCCCCAGGCGCUGUCCUGCCCCCAGUGCAAGGCGGUCUUUGAAAGGAAGAACCUCCGGACCAACGUCAAGCUGGCCGUGGAGGUCAAGAUCACCCAGCACCUCAAUGCCAAGACGGCCCAGGUGCCCCUUGUGCCCAAGUCCCGGAGGCGCCGCGGCGGGUGGAAGCCCGUGGUCAGCAUCCAGGAGAAGAAGGAAAGCGUCAGAGAGGUCUGCAGAUGCUGCAGAGACACAACACAAUCCCCCCUUCCCCUUGAGAAUGAUGACUGGAAAGAAGCAAGGCCAGAGUAAAUGAUCAUACAGAGACAACAGGAACAGAUGAGGCUACCCUACACCAGCUAAUGCAGUACAAUCGUUCCCCAGCCACCCGUUUUCACCGAACAUGCUGGAAUUUCACCUGGCAGCCCCUCCAAGGGGCAAUUCCAGCUUGGCCGCACCUGGGAAGCAUCAGCCAAAUGACUCCACCAAGGUUUCUCCUGCUCAAGUUGCAGCAUGGAAGCAGCUGGAUUUUGGGGAGAAGUGGAGUGGAGAAGUUUGAGGUUGUGGCCAGGCCUGAGGCUUUGGCUAGUGAGACCGACAACAGUGCAGAAGAAUCCCAUCCUGCAGAGUUUAACUAAAACUAAACCAGAAAUCCAUGCUAUCAUGUCUUGAUUGGAAAGAGCAUGUACACUGCUCUUGCUGAGCAGAACACUGACAUUUCUUCAUACCUUCUGCGAAAGAACCCUGACCUUGGAAUUGGAUGUCACUCGCCCCUGGUUCUGAUUAAGCCCCACCCAGAGUGGAACAGACUGUAGUCAGAUCAAAUCAAGAAAAGACUGGUUUUGCUUCAGGCCACACCUUCAGAUCCACUGCUUGGCAUGCUGGAAAGAUGUUACCUCAGCUGCUGGAUCUGGAAGAGAAACGGCUGAUUUUCUGUACCAUCACAUUAUUGCAUCCUGAUUAUAAUGGAUCUUUCAUAUGCUGGGUGUGUGGAUGCAGUUUAUCCAGUAGCAUCAUCUUCUGCUGGAAGUGCAAUCCCAUUGGUCCUGCUCAGGAUCCAGGGAGGUGGCAAUGGCCCCUGUGAGAUGUGACUCUUGCCUGCUCAUCCGUGUGAUGAUGCCUUUUAUCCAUCUCUGGGUUCUUCCCUCUGACACUUGGCCAGAUGAAACUACACACCCUUUAAACCAGCACCAUAUCGCUUCUAUGUUCUUUAUAAGCAAGGGUGGAAAGACAGUGAGUGAGUUAGCAUCUGCUGGUAGUUUGCAACUGAUCUCCAAGAGGUUCUGAUUUCCAUUGGCUGAGCAACAGCAGCAACAAGUCUCUUAGAGAAACCAGAGAUGUACCAGCAGAAGGAUACAUGGGCAAGCUUCAGCUCUGGUACUGAAAACUGAUUCCUGGCCUGAGCUCGUGCUCAGAAGCACACCGAGUGCAUUUUUCAGUGGUCGGGAGGCAGCAAUUUAAAUCAAAUAAGGAACAGCGAUGAUCAUGCUGCAAUUCUUGAGUCACUGCAUUGCAUCUGGAUCCAGCUGGUGGUUAUAGGAAAAAGCAGCACCAGUCAUACAAGCCUCAAGUCGUCGUCUGCUGCUGCUGUUGAAUCGCAAAGUCACGCCCGACCCAUUGCGACCCCACAGACAACAUUCCCCCAGGCUCUCCUGCCCUCCAUCCCGCAGCGUCCACCCAAGCCCACACCCACUGCCCCAGUGGCUCCAUCCAGCCACCUCAUCCUCUGCCACCCCCUUCUCCUUUUGCUGUCAAUCCUUCCCAGCCUAAAGCCUACUCACUGUUAUCUUACUGUAUCUAAUCUAUUGCUGAUGCUGUUUUAAAUGUUAGAUGGCAGCCGGAAUAGCCCACUGUCUUAAUGCUGGCUGUACAAUACUGAAAUGCACAGCAUCACUACUUCUAUAACAAUUGGUAAGCUGUGCUAUUUGAUCCCUGAUCUGGCUAAUUUAGACUGUGGUCCUAUGCAGUCUGGCAGAAAAAAAAUCCUUUGCAUGCCCUGAGCAGUAUGGAACUGUACCUUUAGGAACUUUGGGUUAAGAAGGUGGCUAAGAUCACAAAGAAAUGGAGAACCAGAAUCUACACCCGAGCCAGGUCUUGCUUUGAGGGUAGUGAUAGAGCCAAUGCAAAGUUACUGACUCUGGCUCUCCCAUCUAUGUAAACUUUAACCCUGGAAAUAAAUGGAACUUUUUUCCCCCUUUCUCAAUGCCCCACUUCCCUUCCUACAAUAUAAUGUACAGUUUGCUGGCAUGCAUGCAAAAGCAAGAAAUGAAAUCACAACCUAGUUAACACUGUUUUGUUUUUGUUAUGUAAUAAUUUUAAUUUGUGUGGGUGUAGAUGUAAGUCCUUCAGUAGAAUGAAGCUUUGAUUGUAAACCAUGGGUAAAUAAACAGCAUAACUAUAAAUGAA